Molecule: messenger RNA, 492 nt
Organism: Macrobrachium nipponense
Lineage: Eukaryota; Metazoa; Arthropoda; Malacostraca; Decapoda; Palaemonidae
Product: SCAN domain-containing protein 3-like
Exons: 2
Coding region: 1-492 (163 amino acids)
Molecular function (GO): nucleic acid binding
Source: RefSeq, a predicted model, not a curated record
AUGUGUAAGGCAACCAAAGAAAAAUAUGCAAAUAUUUCACGUGAUCAGAUAACGCUGUUCUUGCAGUAUUGUGAGGAAUGUCAGCUAAAGAAAAGUAGUGUGCGGGAAGUGUGUGGUGUCAAGCCAAUCGUCUCGAACAGCAUGAAUUCUCGAGCACAGGUUGACUUGAUUGAUAUGCAGUCAACCAGAUGGGAAGUACCGUUUCAUUUUCAAUUACCAGGAUCACUUGACCAAGAUGAUAUGCCUUCGAGCCUUCAGACUAAGACUGCCGAGGAGGUAGCUUUUCACCAGGUUGACAUUUUCUGUGAUAAAGGAGCCCCUCAUAUUCUUCAAUCUGUCAAUGGGAGGGAAUUUUCAAAUAAGGUAAUCAAGGAAGUUCUGGCUAUGUGGCCAGAAUGUAAGCUAGUUCAUGGGAAACCAAGAUAUUCUCAAUCACAGGCCGUGGAACGAGCUCAUCUUGGUAUUUCUGCUGUCAACAUACCCGAAGAAUAA